This is a messenger RNA of Caenorhabditis elegans, 1287 nucleotides long. It is a transcript of the gene T07D10.3, whose product is annotated as C2H2-type domain-containing protein. Lineage: Eukaryota; Metazoa; Nematoda; Chromadorea; Rhabditida; Rhabditidae. Bases 86 to 1219 code for a protein of 377 amino acids. The record is from RefSeq and is marked reviewed. The transcript has 8 exons.
AAGAAAAGUGUGACUUUCCAAUUAGAUGAAACUGCAAGAUAAGUUCACCAUUUCUCGAAAGCUACCGAAAUUUUCCCCCGCAAAAAUGGAUGACGCCACCGAACAGGAGGUGUUCAACCGAAUGCAGAUGACACAAUUCGAGGAGAAGCGCUUCGAGUUGGUGGUUAUAAGGGCAGAGGAUACGGUAGUUGUCGAGCCGUUGAGACAGCGUGAAACUUGCCCGAAAUGCCACCAAAUACUCAGCUCGGAGCUCUCCCGUCUAUGGCACCAAUUUGUCCAUAUGGAUGCAUAUAACGGAUUUCUAGAUGGAAAAUUUCAGAUUCAGCUACCAGAUUUUGAAUUUGUAAUUCCCUGUCCAUUUUCCACGUGUAGCCUACUAUUUUUGGACCUCAUUGAUGCGAGAUUCCAUUACCUCCUGGAGCACCAAUCCUGCCAACUAUUUUGCUGUGGAGUACGGUUUUCAGACUAUAAGACUGCUUUGGAGCAUUUACAAGGAACUGGAUCUGUUGAAACAGAAGCUUGGGAUCAGCAGAAACAUUUUUUGAAGCCAGUUUACAUCUGCAACUGUUGCAAUCGUACUUGGUCGUCACGUAACGAGUACGUGGCACAUUUACACGGCCGGGAUCAUAUGUGCCCGGAUCCGGUGUGCAAGUACAUUUUUGAAACUAAUGAGAAGUGUAUCCGACACUUUUUUGAGCAGCAUUAUAAACACCUAUUCCUAGACUCCAGGCACCUACUUCUCAACUACAAGUACUUUUUGCGCUACCAGGAGAAGCAGGAGGAACGAGCAUAUGGCUUAUAUGUGUGUACCACAUGUCAACGCCGAUUUCGGGACAACAAGGGGUUUCAGAGCCACGUGGCAAGCCAGAAUUGUGAAUUUUUUGAUAGAAAGUUUUUUGUACAAGUGAUUGCUUGCAAAUGUGGUCACCAAUUCAAGUAUUGCUAUUACCAACGUGACGUGCUUUUACGAAACCUGCCAGUUUUACGUGAAGCCAUGGAGCAUGUGGAGCGAGAGGCUCCGUUCAAUAAUAUGCCCGAAGAUGUGUGCAAUAUCUACCGAUCCAUAAUUGUGGUGAUCAUUGAUGUGAAUCAACGUCUUAUCAACGAGAAAUUCACAAAUUAUCAGCGAACAAGCCCACUGAAACAUUCCUCGUUUACGCCACGACAGAUGGCCAAGCUCUUAUUGGAAGUAGUGGACUACUUUUGGAAGAUUAUGUAGGAAGUUGAUAAACUUGCUUGUUUUAAUGAUAUUUAUACCUUUUCAACUACAUAAAGACCAUAACUAUA